UGAACUCAUGAGAUGCUGCUGAUGGCGUUCUUCACACACUGUUCUAAAGAGAUACAGAGCAGUUCAAUUUUAGUUAACUUCAAGACGUUAAACUGUUUUUGCUAGGUCAGUUCUUCUGUCACUGCGUGAUUGGAUCACUGUGCAGCAAUGUCUUGCCUUCCAACUCUCUUCAAAUACGUCGACGAGCACCAGGACGAGUAUGUUGAGCGCCUGGCACAAUGGGUUGCUGUACAGAGUGUGUCUGCCUGGCCAGAGAAACGAGGAGAAAUCAAGAAGAUGAUGGAGAUGGCAGCCAAAGACAUUGAGAGACUGGGGGGAACUGUGGAGAUGGUUGACAUCGGCAUGCAGAAGUUGCCAGGUGGUGAAGAGAUCCCUCUUCCUCCAAUAAUUCUGGGUAGACUUGGCUCAGACCCAGGCAAGAAGACUGUGUGCAUUUACGGGCACUUGGAUGUGCAGCCAGCCAACAUUGAGGAUGGCUGGGACUCACCGCCCUUCACUCUGGUGGAAAAAGAUGGUAAAAUGUACGGACGUGGAUCUACGGAUGAUAAAGGCCCUGUGUUAGCCUGGUUCAACGUCAUUGAGGCCUAUCAGAAGAUUGGACAGGAACUGCCCAUCAAUAUAAAGUUCUGCUUUGAGGGAAUGGAGGAGUCUGGAUCAGAAGGAUUGGACGAGCUGGUUUUCUCUCGCAAAGACUCUUUCUUUAAGGAUGUGGACUACGUCUGCAUUUCUGACAACUACUGGCUGGGGAAGACCAAGCCCUGCAUUACCUACGGCCUGAGAGGAAUCUGCUACUUCUUUGUUGAGGUGAAAUGCUGUGAUAAAGAUCUUCACUCUGGCGUGUUUGGAGGAUCCGUUCAUGAGGCCAUGACUGACCUCAUAGCUCUGAUGGGCUCUUUGGUGGAUAACAAGGGAAAAAUUGUAGUACCAGGGAUAUACGACCAUGUGGCUAAACUGACUGAUGAAGAGAAGAAGCUCUACGAAAAGAUCGAGUUUGACAUGGAAGAAUACGCCAAAGAUGUUGGAGCAGACAAACUGCUGCAUGACACAAAGAAGUAG
This is a messenger RNA of Sinocyclocheilus grahami, 1056 nucleotides long. RefSeq names its product cytosolic non-specific dipeptidase-like. The transcript is spliced from 9 exons. Gene Ontology annotation, cellular component: cytosol. NCBI's taxonomy places the organism in Eukaryota, Metazoa, Chordata, Actinopteri, Cypriniformes, Cyprinidae. Gene Ontology annotation, biological process: proteolysis. The record is from RefSeq and is a predicted model, not a curated record. Gene Ontology annotation, molecular function: dipeptidase activity. The coding region runs from base 148 to 1056 and encodes 302 amino acids.